AUGGCGGAUGGCGUGUGCCUCUGGCGUGUGCCUCUGGCGUGUGCCUCUGGCGUGUGCCCACGCUGCGUCAGGUGGGUUCUUCGUCAGCGCUGGAGGGCUGCGCCGUGCAGCCCCUCGUCGGUCACUCUUCAUCUGGUCUCCAGAUCUCACACCGUCGUCUCUUCCUAGAGAACUAUCCGUGUCCCGUGUGUCCAUCGCGGUCACCACCACUGCUCCGGAGAGACCACUUGCUUGCGAGUGACCGAGGGAUCAACACCCUCCUGUGGUUUGAGAUACCUAAACCUCAAUUACUCUAGCUGCCUAUUCGCAGCUUUCUCAUCGGGUAGCUGCCUGCGCAAUUAUUUCAUUUUUCGAAAGCUACUGCCGUGAUUUGUUUGUACCAGGUAUAGUUACAUUUGCAUACAUAGAUGGAACGUGUUCCAUGUUAUUUUGCAGUUGCAUUGUGCGGUUGAAUUUCAGCGACUAGUUGUUCUGUUGCCCUCUCCCCCGUUUGCUGUCGCGUUCAGACUGUCUCUACGGAUAUCCCUGUCUCUGUGCGAGUUUGUUUAUGUCCUCGUCUGUCUUUGGUUUAUUUCGUUUUUGUUUUGUUUUUUUACUGGCACGUACUGUUGACCCUUGGGGUCCUUCCGGAAGGCUACCCCCCAGGCUGGUGGUGCGCACGUUCCACUAUUUAUUUAUUUAUUUAUUUUUUACUUCUUU
Molecule: messenger RNA, 699 nt
Organism: Ectocarpus sp. CCAP 1310/34
Lineage: Eukaryota; Phaeophyceae; Ectocarpales; Ectocarpaceae
Source: the annotation of a GenBank genome assembly